AUGCCUUCACGACGGCUACCGGUCCGAAGUGGCCAUAUGUUACUCUUCAUCUCCGCGUUCGGCAUGACGUCACUCUACCGAUGGACUUGGUCGUAUCAUUUCUGGAGCCCACCGCGAGGGGAUUUCAGGCAAGAAUUCGCCGCUUUCGGGUUUCCGAAAACGUCUCCAGUAGUCACCCGCUCGCAAGCGCGUGAGGCUGCUAGCCGCAGCGCCGCUGAGAACCUCGACAGCUCCUCUAGAACGCAAUCGACUCCCUCUCCAACAAUCCCCGGUGACUUCGACCGCAACGAAGAAGACGAGAUAGACCAAGAACUCCAGGACGACUUCGACGAAGAACCAAUCCCUUCGACCGCCGAAGAACACACUUCGUCCCCCGAGCUUCUAGGCCUCACUACUUCCGACUACGACUUUUCGACUCCUGAUCUUUUCGAACGAUCCAGUUCUUCGCCCAAACCCGAGGAUCCCAUCCCAGCUACUUCGAAUCUCAUACUUCCGACUUCGUCUUCUUUUUGCGCCCACGCUCAGCCGCCCAUCGCAUCCUCUUCGCGACUUUCAGUCAUACCUACAUCCGACCUGGCACCUCCGCCACCUUUAGCACCUUUGAAUGCAGCUUCGAACUCCAACCCCGCACCGCCCGCACCUACGAUUCCUUCAACUACUACCGCGUCCUCUUCGAGCCCUGCUCCUACUAACACCACGAACAUGAGUCAGAACACGAACACACCAUUGAUGCCCCCGCGCGGUCAUUCGACGGCACCAAGCUUCGACCCAUCGGAAGUCCGCUCGCUUCGGCGUUACUUCCAGGACCUCGAAGCGUUGUUCACCCGGUGUCAGAUUACCGACGAAGCAGCCAAGAAACAGUGGGCCGUUCGGUAUCCUUCGAUCGACGUCGCCGACUUAUGGGAAACCAUCGAGUCCUUCAUCGACGUAGCCAAGAGCUACAACGACUGGAAAGCCGACGUACGAGCACUCUAUCCUGGCGCCGACGAUACAAGAAAGUGGUCGCUGGCAGACAUGGAUCAGCUCAUCGGAGAACGCGCUCGUAUCGGAAUUCACAACGCGGCAGACCUAGGCUGCUAUUACCGCGAC
Postia placenta MAD-698-R-SB12 is the source of this 1089-nucleotide messenger RNA. RefSeq lists its product as hypothetical. The transcript is spliced from 2 exons. The annotation marks the transcript as partial. Lineage: Eukaryota; Fungi; Basidiomycota; Agaricomycetes; Polyporales; Adustoporiaceae. The record is from RefSeq and is a predicted model, not a curated record.